AUGACGUUACUGUUCGUAAUUAUGAAUGACGCGGAGAAGAACGCGUCCAGAGGGCUGGUACUGCUCCGUCGUCACACGGCCACCGCAAGAACGCCGCCGCUGACAGACCUUCCGGAGGAGUUGAUCAUGGAAAUCUUGCUGAGGCUUCCGGCAAGGAAGCUUGUUUCUCUAAGGAGCGUGUGCAGUUCAUUUGGAAACCUAAUUUCCACCCCUGAGUUCACCCGCAACCAUCUUCGUCGUUCAUGCUUACGCGAUCCAAGCCUGACUUCGCUACGAAUUGCUUGUUACAACAGUUUGCCCCUCAGAAGCAAUGGUGUCAGAUACGACAGUUUUGGAAUUCUGUCCGUACGGUCAAUAAUGGAGAACCCUUCUGAACCUACUAAAGUCGAUUACUUCAGUGGACAACGCUACAACAGAAUCGUUGGUUCUUGCCAUGGAUUGUUAUGCUUUUUUGAAGAUGACGGCCAGAAUAUACAUGGCAUCUUGUGGAACCCCUGUACCGGAUUCAUAUUCCAAUCACCGCAAAUCAGCGGUCAAGCCAUCCUUUGUGGCUUUGGUUACGAUCAUCUCAGUGAUAGCUACAAGCUCUUUGCAAUUUUAAGGAAGAAAGGGCCAUCUGGUUUGGAAUUUAGUACCAGAAUUUAUACUUUUGGACCAACUUCUUCCUGGAGAAGAAUUGAUGAUAUCCCAUUUGUCCCAACUGAAGAACCUUUCAUGCCUGAUAAUAUGGAAGGGGUAUUUUUUGGUAGUAGCCGAUCAUGCACUAUUAAUUGGAGUGUGAAUCAUCGGAUGGUUGUUUAUUUUGACUUGGGUAAAGAGACUUAUGGUUAUUUUUCUCUGCCUUAUACCGAUUCAGAUGAUUAUUUUCAGAGGAUGAGCACUUAUUUAUUUAUCUUGGGAAACUGUCUUUCUGUUUGUUAUGAGCAUUUAAACGCACAAUGCUGGUUUGUGUGGCAGAUGAAGGAAUAUGGAGAUGCUCAAUCUUGGACUAAAUUGGCAAGUAUUUCCUUCCAUCUGCAACUCGUAAAUUUGGGUUUUCCUUUACAAUCUCUUUACAUCUCAGAAAGUGAUGUACUUUUGGCCAUUUCUCCCUCUUUAAGAAUAGUUUUGUGUAAUUUAAAGGAUGGUAGCAUAUAUUUACCUGACAGCAUGAAUUUAAAGGAGAACUAUCCUAAUCUUUCUCAAAGUAUAGGUUGUUCUAAGAUGGCUUAUAUCUACCAUGAAAGCUUAGUUUCACCAAAUAGUCUUCAAAGCAACUCGUCCAAAAUGCUGCUGAAAAAAUCCAAGUUUAUUAUCUCUUAA
This is a messenger RNA of Arachis duranensis, 1302 nucleotides long. RefSeq names its product F-box/kelch-repeat protein At3g23880-like. Gene Ontology annotation, molecular function: protein binding. NCBI's taxonomy places the organism in Eukaryota, Viridiplantae, Streptophyta, Magnoliopsida, Fabales, Fabaceae. The transcript has a single exon. The record is from RefSeq and is a predicted model, not a curated record. The coding region runs from base 1 to 1302 and encodes 433 amino acids.